CCAAAAGAUGUUAAUAAGAUACGAUCGACGCGCUGUCCAGAAGUGAGUUGCACGGGUUUUACUCAGUGAAUCCUGUCGGAAAACAUGCUAAUUUGAUGCCAGUUUUUAAGGUCUGACUAUAGAAGUGGAAUAUUUUUUGGAUUGAAUUAAAAGCAGCGACGAUUCAUUUGUCUUCGCGCCCCUCUUUUUUUGCGCAUCAGAGGGUCUCCACGCACUUUUAAUCGCGUCUCGGCAGUGCAUUUAAAACGUUUCAUUGCUGUUCUUAAUUACUGUUGGGUAUGAUGCCAGUACAAAGACUCGCCGAACAAACACGGACACAUCGGUGGGACAGUUUCAGGUAGAUUUGACCCGUUUGUGGAUGUAAAUCCCUGGAUGAUGCUCUCAAUGCAAAAUAACGUCUUCUUGUUCCUUAUUAUCCUCGAUACAACCCUCACACCUCUGCAACGAAGGGUGGAUGGCAACCCUUUAGUGAUGGAUCCCAAUAGUAUCUGCCGUAGAACUAGAACAUUGGUAGGCAGACAUGCCGAUAUGUGCCAGUCUCAGCCUGAGAUAAUUCAAGAAGUGGCAAAAGGUGCCCGGUUGGGAAUGCGAGAAUGCCAGCAUCAGUUCCACAGCCGUCGAUGGAACUGCACCAGUCAGAGCAGAAACCUGGCCAAGAUCCUGCAACAAGAUAUCCGGGAAACUGCAUUUGUGUAUGCUAUCACAGCUGCAGGGGUGCUGCAUGCAGUAACACAAGCCUGCAGCCAGGGAGCGCUGCCACAGUGUGGCUGUGUGACCCUUCAGAGUUCCUCUGAAACUUCCCACGACUCUCCGACAGAGGAGGUACUCAUCCAGGUUUCACCAGUCAAAGAUGGGCACUGGGAAUGGGGGGGCUGUGGAGAGGAUGUUGACUUUGGCUACGAGAAGUCUCGUCAGUUCAUGGACACCAGACAGCGAAAAGGCAAGAGUGACAUCAGGACCCUCAUUGACCUGCACAACAAUGAGGCAGGAAGACAGGCCAUACGGAUACAAAUGCGGACCGAGUGUAAAUGUCAUGGCCUUUCUGGGUCCUGCACUCUUCGUAGCUGCUGGAGGAAGAUGCCUCUCUUCCGUCAGGUCGGUGACUACCUCUUGCAAAGCUUUCAUAAGGCUGUCCGCGUGAUGGGUGGGAAUGAUGGUAAAUCGCUUGUCCCCAUCGAUCCGGAUACCCCUACCCUGGAUGCUAACGUUCUUAUCUAUUCAGCUGAGUCACCUGAUUUCUGCCAGGCCAAUCAAAGGACAGGUACAGAAGGCACACAGGGUCGAGUGUGUAACAGCACAGAGACAGGGCAUGGGGGCUGUGAUAGCCUGUGCUGCGGUAAAGGAUUUGCAGAUUACACACUGGAAUAUGAGGAAAACUGUCAGUGUCGAUUUCACUGGUGCUGUGAGGUUCAGUGCCAGAGAUGUUCUGUGAGAAAGGAUUUCAGCCUUUGCUUGUGAAGUCCACUCAAGGAGUUAAAAAACAGAAUUGCUUCUGCAGUAGUUGUGUUUGAGCUGGAAGGGCACAAUUGUUUUCUCUCCUAUGCAUACUCUUCUGAAAACAGGUGCUUAUAAUCCUCCUGCUCACAUACAUUUUUUGAUGGUCUACAAGACUGAGCAAUAUUAAGUCAGCAAGUCAGGUGGGAGCAGUGUUGCCAGGUUUUGCUAGAGAAAUAAGCAACCUGGUCUAAUCAAAAACAAGCCUAAAAUUAGAGACCUGGGUCCCGUUCUUCGUUCGUCCUAACUCAGUUAGCUGAAUUUGAUUGUUGAUGAUUUGGCAUGAUCUUGGAUUGGUUGGUUCUUUGAAAAUCAUCCUGGAGUUGCUGUCAUAGCAACAGGUCUGUAAACUUAAACCUGCUCGGAGCAGGCUUAUUUCAUGUAAACAGGAUUAGAUUGCAUCUUUUUAAGCAGAACUGAUACUUCAAAUCUGUCCGCUACCACUGCUGCUUUAUUAGUAGAGCAUUCUACUGAUACAGGGAUAAUAAUUAAAAAUAAUAAUCAUUUAAAAAUUAAUUUAAAGAAGAUAUAAUAAUGUUGUGUAGACUUUAAUACCAUAGACACAGUUUUACUGAAAGAUUUAUUCACCAUAAAAUAAUUACUUCAUAAUUGUAUUAGAGUCUUACACACAGAUAAUGAGUCAUGCAUUCAUUUGAGUGAUGACAGAUAUUAUCGGAGUGGCUUGAGCACAGGAGAUGCAGAUAACAUGAUCUUGCCCCCUUUAGAUCCUUAAGACCCUUAUGCUGUCACAUAACAAAUCUGUUUAAACAUAAAAUUUUAUUUGAAAUAUGAAUUGCUAAUUACUACAUUGAAAUAAAAUUUUUAAGUCUGUACAAAUAUUAGAAGUCGUGAAUAAAAA
Molecule: messenger RNA, 2353 nt
Organism: Carassius carassius (crucian carp)
Lineage: Eukaryota; Metazoa; Chordata; Actinopteri; Cypriniformes; Cyprinidae
Gene: wnt6a
Product: wingless-type MMTV integration site family, member 6a
Exons: 4
Coding region: 373-1458 (361 amino acids)
Biological process (GO): canonical Wnt signaling pathway; multicellular organism development; neuron differentiation
Cellular component (GO): extracellular region
Molecular function (GO): cytokine activity; frizzled binding
Source: RefSeq, a predicted model, not a curated record